CUUUCUCUAUUGCAGCUUCCUGCUUUCUGCUCGUCCGUAACACUCUGUAAAACAUUUCUAAUAUACUUUAUAUACAAAAUACUUUAUAUAUAAUAUACUUUAUAAUAUUCUGUGUGUGUGUGUGUGUGUGUGUUUUCAGGACAAACAAAGUGUUUUAUAAUCUUCUCUGGAGCUUUCCUUGAGCGCGCUGAGCUGCAGGAGGUGUUUUGUAUGCAGCUGAUGUCAGAUGGCAGAAACCGACCUGAUGUCUGCAGCUCUCACCACGAAGCAGCUGCAGCAGAAAUUGUCAUCAGAGAAAAAGAGCGAGCGUCCGGUCCUCUUGCUGUUUGAGAUCCCGUCCGCUCGAGUUGUAGAAAACCAGCUGUCGAAAUACGUGGUGUAUGAGGUGGUGGUGAUGCUGUCGGGCAGUUUUGAUUCCCACCAUGUGUCCGUAGAGCGCCGUUACUCCGACUUCCUGCGGCUGCAGCGCCUCCUGUUGCAGGAGUUUGACUCGGCGCUGGAAGACGUUUCGCCCCCCCCCAAACUCCUGAGCGGGAACUUCUGCGCCGCUGUGUUGUCGCAGCGCCGCCUCGCCCUGCAGGACUACCUGGCUAAACUCUUCUCCACGCGCUGCGUCCGCCGCUCGCCGCUGUUCGCUGCCUUCUUCACAGAGACCGAGCAGCGGAGGGCGUUGGUGCUGCUGCGGGGGGGGCAGUUCAGGUUGGCGCUGCAGCAGCUGCAGGACGUGUUAGCGCUGCAGGAGAAGCUGCAACGCUGGCAGACCCCCGCCCUCACCGUGCCGACGCUCUGUGCCCUGGCUGUCUGUCACUGUGACCUGCAGCAGCCGCAGGAGGCGUUGGAUGCGGCGCAGAGGGCUCUGCCUGUCGCCCGGCGCUGCGGCCUGCGGAGCCACCAGGCAGCGCUGCUGCGCCUUCUGAUGGACCUGAGCUACCAGCUGGGGUGGCCUGGGGCCCGACUGCAGGACGAGCUGCAGGGACUGCAGGAUGACCCCCCCACCCUGAAGGAGCUGGUGAUCCAACAGUUCACCUGAGGGGCGAAAUGCGUGAGAUGAGAUAUAUAGAUAGAUCGAAGGAGUCCUUAACAUGAUUCAGCUCUAUGACUCCUAAACCCUGUCAUGAGUCAGAAUGAUAAGUCCUUAACUGAGAUGACUCAGCGUUUCCUUACUUCCUGUCCCCUGGUCUGGAAGUCAUGGCAUUCUGAAUGUGUUUUUGGUCAGCCUUAAAUAGGGUCUGUGGUUAACACAGAUUUUCACGUCUUGUACUGCCACAUAAAAUACGUGUACAUAUAUCGGGUUAUUUAUUAUCAUGUUUUACUACAUGUUUCAUACACAGAUAGUGUCUGAUGUUUAACAGUUUCAGCAUAACGGACAGAGAUAUAUACGAGAAGGAGUUACACUCACAUAUAUAUCUAUGUGUGUCAGUGUAUUUUACUAUCUGUAUAUGUGUGUAUUUUACACACACACACACACACACACACACACACACACAGUCAGAGUGUUAUCUGACUCUGUCUAAUAGUUUCAGGCCAGUGGAGAGAGACUCGCAUAUAAAUACUUUACAUCUACUGUAUAUGUUGGAGUGUGUGUGUGUGUGUGUGUGUGUGUACCGCUUUGAUGUUUUUCAAAUAAAUGUGUAAAUAAUUGUU
Molecule: messenger RNA, 1644 nt
Organism: Eleginops maclovinus (Patagonian blennie)
Lineage: Eukaryota; Metazoa; Chordata; Actinopteri; Perciformes; Eleginopidae
Gene: snx20
Product: sorting nexin 20
Exons: 5
Coding region: 227-1030 (267 amino acids)
Biological process (GO): protein transport
Cellular component (GO): early endosome membrane
Molecular function (GO): phosphatidylinositol phosphate binding; protein binding
Source: RefSeq, a predicted model, not a curated record